GUCCUGAAUCUCGGAGUAUAUAGAUGGCAAUUGAACUUUUUUCCUUUUCUUAACAAUUGAGUCAGAUCCAAUAUCUCUUCACCCCUUUACUCCUCAUUCGAUACCCAUCGUCGCAUUGCUUUGCUCUAUAGUCCCUACUUUGCAUUCUUAAAAGAGCUUGGAGAGGGCCAUUUGCUGUUCUGUUGAAUCACUGACAACCAAAAGAAAAAACUCAUCCCAGGCUUUUUGCUUCUUCAAAUCGUCAUCGACAAUAAUGGCUCCAACUCUUGAAGCCACGCCUCCUCGCACGCCACUUGAAACUACCACUUCGCAGCUCAGUAACAAUGGCGUCGCGCAUACUCUAGAACAAACGACACAAUCAUUAAAUGCACACGCGAAGGGCUUGCCGCGCCUCGCACCGCUAGAUGCCUCGAAAUUGCAGCUAACGUACACCACAUCGCCACGCACUCCUCCCGUGCCUGGCUCCGCUGAAGAGGCGGCGCAAAAAACAUGCACCGACCACAUGAUAACAUGUAAAUGGACACACACUGAGGGGUGGCAUGCACCCGAACUUAAGCCGUACGGCCCACUGAGUUUGAUGCCCACUGCCUCAUGCUUGCACUACGCCACGGAAUGCUUCGAAGGUAUGAAACUGUACCGCGGCAUGGACGGCAAGCUGCGGCUCUUCAGACCCGAUCUCAACGUGAAGCGCAUGAACAUGAGCGCAACCCGCAUCGCCCUGCCCGGCUUUGACCCGGACGAACUGUUGAAGCUCGUCGCAAAGCUCUGCGCCGUCGACGGCGCAAAGUGGCUUCCGAAGGAAACGCGCAAGGGAGGAUUUCUCUACAUCCGACCGACGAUGAUCGCUUCGGAUCCCGCGUUGGGCGUGCAAAAACCCAAGGAGGCGUUGCUGUACAUCAUCUUGUGCUGCUUCCCGGCCAUGGACACGAACACGGCCGGCAUGAGGCUGCUGGCGAGCAGGGACGACAUGGUACGGGCCUGGCCCGGCGGUUUUGGGUUCGCAAAGGUCGGCGCCAACUACGGGCCAACGUUGCUGUGCCAGGGUGAAGCCCGGAGCAGGGGCUACGAUCAGAUCCUGUGGCUCUUCGGCGAGAAGCACAACCCGCUCAUCACCGAGGCUGGGGCCUCGAACUUCUUCGUCAUCUGGCGCAACAAGGAGACGGGCAAGAGGGAGAUGGUCACCGCGCCGCUGGACGACAAGAUCAUCCUAGAUGGCGUCACUCGCAGAUCUGUCCUCGAACUUGCGAGGACGCGGUUGCAUGAUAUGGACGUCGUCGAGCGUAAAAUCGGGAUCAAGGAGGUUUGGGCGGCCCACGAGGAUGGCAGGCUUGAGGAGGCCUUCGUCUGUGGAACGGCGUUCUUUGUGAGCAGCGUCAGCUGCAUCAACUGGCGAGAGCAGGAGAUGAAUAUCAAGGUCGACGAAAAGGGCAUGGGCCACUACGCGGGUCAAAUCAAGGACUGGCUGAAAGGCAUAAUGUACGGUCUUGAGAGCAAUUCUUGGGGCUACAUAGUGGAAGAGCAAGCAUAGAGAAGGUGUUGAAAAGCGCGGACAAGCUUUAUUCGUGGCACGGCGUUUGCGGAACAUUCGGGUUGGCAUGAGAUUUUAUGAAGAAAAAUAUAUCCUUGAGCGGGGGAAGGGGUGGAAAAAACAAGGGCCAGCAGAUACUGAGAUUUUCCAUGCGCCGAUUGGCGUUUUUGGUAAUGCGAGUCCAGAGUUUCGUUACGGCAUCGUCCUCCCUGACUUGAAAGCGCAAAUUCCAUUGA
Molecule: messenger RNA, 1764 nt
Organism: Verruconis gallopava
Lineage: Eukaryota; Fungi; Ascomycota; Dothideomycetes; Venturiales; Sympoventuriaceae
Product: branched-chain amino acid aminotransferase
Exons: 1
Coding region: 254-1528 (424 amino acids)
Biological process (GO): L-leucine biosynthetic process; L-valine biosynthetic process
Cellular component (GO): mitochondrion
Molecular function (GO): branched-chain-amino-acid:2-oxoglutarate transaminase activity
Source: RefSeq, a predicted model, not a curated record